Messenger RNA from Hippoglossus stenolepis (Pacific halibut), 2376 nucleotides. Its product is annotated as nuclear receptor subfamily 4 group A member 2. The record is from RefSeq and is a predicted model, not a curated record. Gene Ontology annotation, molecular function: nuclear glucocorticoid receptor binding; RNA polymerase II cis-regulatory region sequence-specific DNA binding; nuclear receptor activity. Gene Ontology annotation, biological process: cellular response to corticotropin-releasing hormone stimulus; dopaminergic neuron differentiation; central nervous system neuron differentiation. NCBI's taxonomy places the organism in Eukaryota, Metazoa, Chordata, Actinopteri, Pleuronectiformes, Pleuronectidae. The transcript is spliced from 8 exons. Bases 166 to 1932 code for a protein of 588 amino acids. Gene Ontology annotation, cellular component: transcription regulator complex; nucleus.
AAGAGCUGGAGCAGGGGAGAGAGAGUUUAACACGUCCAGCACCAGAGGAGAGAUGGGAUUAUUUAUCACGGCUCUGCUGCACUGGACGGAGCUUUAAGAAAAACAAAUCCUGCAGGAAACAAGCUCCUCUGAAACAUAAGACGAUUCAAGUAUUCAGGGACCACCAUGCCGUGCGUGCAGACCCAGUGCGGCUCCUCUCCACCCGGAGCCAGCCCGGCUUCCCAGAGCGGUGCCGGGGAGCGCAGCUGCGACUUCCUCACCCCGGAGUUUGUCAAGUUCAGCAUGGACCUCACCAACAGCGAGAUCUCCGCUGCUUCCUCCGGCCCCAGCUUCGGCCCCCUGGCGGACUCGUACAGCUCCGGGUACGACGUGAAGCCCCCGUGCCUCUUCCAGAUGCCGGUUCAGGCGGAGCUGCCGUGCGUAAAGGUGGAGGAUGCGCACGGGUGUCCGCGGUACCAGCCGACUCCGCAUCCCUCGCACCAGCCCGACGAGCUGCUCUCCUCCCCGGGCUCGGUUUACUACUACCGGUCUCCCUCCCCGCACACCCCCAUCACGCCCGGCUUCCAGACUCCAGCGGGCCACAUCUGGGACGACUCCGCUUCCCUGUACACUUUUCGUCAGGACUAUUUGGCGGCGGCGGCGCACAGGAAGAACGCGCUGUGCAGGUUCUCGUUGUUCUCUCUGAAACACGCGCAGCACAGCGGGCAGAGUUUGUCCGCGUGCCAGAUGAAGUUCGACGGAUCCCUCCACGUGUCCAUGAACCUGGACGCGCACCAGCCGCCGGACGGUCCCGGGGGUUUGGGCUCCCCCGGCCUGGGGAAGCAGCCCGCGGUGGGGUUUCCUCACCCGCUGCAGCUCGCCCACACCCACCCCUUCAUGGACUACCAGGGGUCCUCUGCGCCCUGCCGCGGACCCCUGAGCUCGGAGGGGCUGUGCGCGGUGUGCGGGGAUAACGCAGCGUGCCAGCACUACGGAGUGCGCACCUGCGAGGGCUGCAAGGGAUUCUUCAAGCGCACAGUGCAGAAAAAGGCCAAGUACGUGUGUCUGGCUGCCAAAAGCUGCCCGGUGGACAAACGCAGGAGGAACCGGUGCCAAUACUGUCGCUUCCAGAAGUGCCUUACGGUGGGGAUGGUCAAAGAAGUGGUGAGGACCGACGGUCUGAAAGGUCGGAGAGGUCGCCUGCCCUCCAAACCCAAAGCUCUCACAGACUCACCCGUCAGCAGCCUCCUGAGCGCCCUCAUCAGGGCACAUGUGGAGUCGAACCCUCCACCCUCUCAACUCGACUACUCCAAAUUCAGGGGAAGUCCCGGGAGUCCUCUGGGAGAUGAGGCGCAGCACGUCAGGCAGUUCUACGACCUCCUGACCACGUCCAUGGAGGUGAUUCGGGGGUGGGCGCAGAAGGUCCCUGGCUUUACCGCUCUGCCCAAACACGACCAGGACCUGCUCUUCUACUCGGCUUUCCUGGAGCUCUUUGUGUUACGCCUCUCAUACAGAUCCAACCCUGAGGAAGGGAAGCUGAUCUUCUGCGAUGGCUCGGUGUGGCACCGGCUCCAGUGCCUCCGGGGCUUCGGGGAGUGGAUCGACAGCAUCGUGGAAUUCUCCGCCAACCUGCAGAGGAUGAACCUGGACGUCUCCACCUUCUCCUGCAUAUGCAGCCUCGCGCUGGUCACAGAGAGACACGGACUAAAGGAGCCGAAGAGAGUGGAGGAGCUGCAGAGCAACGUUGUCAAGUGCCUGAAGGACGGAGGCACGUGCACAGACGGAGGCUCGGACUCUUGGUCCAACCAUUUGUCCAGACUUUUACAAAAGCUGCCUGAGCUGCGCACUCUGUGCAUCCAGGGCCUGCAGAGGAUUUUCUACCUGAAGCUGGAGGACCUGGUGCCGCCGCCCGCCGUGAUAGAUAAGUUAUUCCUCGACACACUGCCAUUUUAGAGACGUGGGAGAACGAGGCGACACACGGGGACGUUUGUUUUCCUCGGCGAUGGCACUGUUAGAUUAUUUCCAGUUGAAUCCCUGGAGUCGAUCCGGUCAGUUUGAGCUCUGUGCGCUGCAUAAAAAACACUUCAGAAGGAUUUCGGACGCAAACCUUUUAUUUGAGGAGUCGUAUCUUAUCUGUAAUUUUCAUCAUAUCGACGUGACGCAUGGUAACGGUUCCUUUUUAGAUCCUGUGGACCAGGAAAGGACCGAUUUUUUGUUUCAUUAAUUCAAAUGAUAUUAGUAUUUAAUUAUUUGCAUUGUAUUGUUAAGUAAAGACAAAACUAUAAACUGCGAGUGUAUAAAAACAUGUUUGGCAGGUACAGUUUGUUUUUCUACGUUUUUGUGCUUCUCAGCUUGUGUGCGUCUCAUCCUUUUGUGUUGUUUAUCACAAACCCUGGU